CCGAUGAUGCAAAUUCGCCUACCUCAAUAUAAGCGAAUCGAGUACAAAUAUGUAGAGAAACACAGGCUGAUUGAAUCCGUACAACGGCGGAAUCAUUCUCUCGUUGACAUUUCACCAUGACGAUACUUUCGAUACUCCUGUUUAUCCCGCUUUUUGGGCAGAUUGCAACAGCUAUCAAUCUCAUUGUAAGAAACACUUCUUCGGGGCCAGUCACUGGUUUCAGCGAUCGCGACACACCAAAUGUCGCCCAAUUUCUCGGGAUUCCUUACGCUGAAUCGCCAGUGCAUGAAAGACGAUGGCUGCCACCGAUUCCGAAGACUGAGGUAGAAAACAUCAAUGCGACGGUUUUUGGCAAUAAUUGCCCCCAGUUCUUGCCUAAUAUACCCACCAUCAACACGGAGGAUACACCUGAAUUCAAUGUUCCCCAGGACAGUCGAACAGGGGAAGACUGUUUAUCGUUGAGUAUAUGGGCUCCGAAGGACCAUAGCAAUAAGAAUGCAGCAUUGCCUGUACUUAUUUGGCUUUACGGAGGCGGAUUUUAUACUGGAGGUGUUGAUAUUCCAUAUCAAAAUCCAAGCUCAUGGAUCGAAAAGAGCCAGAAACAUAUUGUAGUCGCAGUCAAUUACCGCGGCAAUAUAUUCGGCUUCCCAAACGCAGCUGGCUUGAAAUCGGACGAGCGCAAUCUAGGGCUCCUCGAUCAACGUCUCGCUCUUGAGUUCGUACGCUCGAAUAUUGCUACUUUUGGAGGCGAUCCCGAUCGCUUGACACUUUGGGGCUUCAGUUCAGGAGCGAUGUCUGUGGAUUAUUACAACUUCGCCUACUACGAAGACCCAAUUGUUCGAGGCCUGAUCAUGCACUCUGGAACUGCAGAAAUAGAGCUGAGCUCGCCCGCUUCGGACCAUUCCAACUUUACAUACGUUGCUAGCCAUUUCGGAUGCGGGAACCUCAGUGCACAAGCCGAAGUGGAUUGCUUGAGAAAUACCAGCGCUGACGAUAUCAUUGAAUUCAUUGAAAAUGAAUACAAUACUGGUGCCGUCCCGUCUCUCGCUUUCAGUUACGUAGUGGACAACCGAACUGUGUUCGCCAACUACACUGAAAGAGCUCUCAGCGGAAAGUCAGCAAAGAUACCGGCCAUAAUUGGAACUGCCACCAAUGAAGGAGAGGCAUUCACAGCAUACAACAAGACUUAUGGCCCCGACAAAGCCGAAGCCGACUUCUACACUCUAGGCACUUUUCUCUGCCCAAGUGUCAAAACUACGCAGGAUCGCUAUGCUGCGGGGCUCACCACAUACCGCUAUCUGUACGGCGGAAAUUUUAGCAAUAUCUCGCCACAGUGGUGGGAAGGCGCAUAUCACGGCUCAGACUUGCCGAUGGUUUUUGGAACUUCGGGGAUCGCAAAUGGUCCUUCGACCGCAUUGGAGCUUGACGUCUCAGCAAAGAUGCAAGAUUACUGA
Messenger RNA from Periconia digitata, 1454 nucleotides. NCBI's taxonomy places the organism in Eukaryota, Fungi, Ascomycota, Dothideomycetes, Pleosporales, Periconiaceae. The record is from the annotation of a GenBank genome assembly.